UGUAGGCGCCUUGGCGUCGUUCCCUGCGUGCCUCCCGUUCACUUCAGUAGAUGACAAUCUCCCUCGACGCACGCCUCUCUCUCUCUCUCUCUCUCUCUCUCUAGGGUUCGAGUUCUCCUGAAUAUCUUGCUUGCCUUCGGGAAUCAAAAGUUGAGACCUCGUGCCCGCACUGAUCCUUUUCGCAUUUCCGCCUCAUCCUCCUCCGGGAUUUGGCCAUGUCUACUGACCCUCUUUGCCUGUAAUUCUGUAUCUGUUCUGUGAAAUUGGCAAUUUCAUUAUUGUCGAUCUUUUGGGUUGUCGAAUUGGUCGAGGAUUUGUCUUGCUUGAAACAUCGAAUCCCCAAUUCAUGUAAAGCGCCUCCGUCGGGAAUUCGGAUUUGGUUCUUCGAUUCUCGAUGCCCAUUUGAGUUCUCUGCAUUUUGAUUAAGGUUUCAGCCUGUUAAAAUGGACAGUGCUUCGGACUUCCUUCCCCAACUUGAGGAAGAUAUGUCCUUCAAAAUACUGGAAAUUUUGGACAACCCUUCUGAUGUUGUUCGUGCCGGCUGUGUCUCGCGCUCCUGGCACCAAUUUGUGGUUAGAAACAGCCUUUCUAAGCGGAUGUGCCUGAGAAUGUGUCCUCAAUUGUCUGAAGUAGUCCAUGUGACUGAGCCAACCUCCUCUGAGAAAACUGUUGCAGAAGUUGGACCGAGCAACUCUUCAGAAUGGGAAAACUUGGAGAAGGAGCAUAGGAUCUAUGCUUACCUGGCCCAUUGCUGUACUAGAUCAGAUGUCAGAGUGUGCGUUAAUGAGGCAAUCAGUGCUUCCAGCACUGAUAAUUAUCCCGAGGAAAGUAUUCAUAACACUCUUGAGAGUAGGGAUCGGGUCGGCCGACUCGCCUCAUACUGGUCGAGUAAAGGGAACAAGAAUCCUUCUGCCCCUGAGAGACUGAUUUACAAGCUUGCUGGUGACUUGUGCAUCAUCACUGAAAUUGGUAUUCAACCUUUCCAAGCUUAUUUUCAGUCGGGCCUCCCAAUAUACUCUGCCGAUUUUGUACGUUUUCGUUUGGGCCAUCCUAAAGGCUCGAUGGAUACAUCAGAUUAUCAGAUGGAUCGGGCAGACAAUGAAACUGCUCAUGAAAAGUUCACGUGGACUUAUACUUCGCCUGAAUUUCCCAUGGCUCAGGAAAACUGCCUGCAAAAAUUUAAGCUUGCAGAGCCAGUUCUCUGCAUUGGUGGAAUGUUGCUUGUCGAGCUACUGGGAAGGGUACAGAGACAAGAAAUGGACGGCCUGUUCUACAUAUGCGUAACUCAUGUUCAGGUCUGGGGGCGCCCACUGUCACCUGCUUUUGGAGUUGAGAUACUCGAACCGGAAGGGAAGUUCGCCCUCAAGGUUCAGAAAUAUGACCCAAAAUGCUUAGAAGAAACAAGUGCUGUCGCUACAACAGCGCUGCAAAGGCGUGUGCUGUACUUGGGACGGAUCUUUCAUAUGCUCCGAGGACAUGUAGUUGAAGUUGACUAUGACUGGGAUGAGAACCAGGAUGAAGAGCAGGAUGAGUCGGAUGAUGAAGUCUUAUUAGGAUGAUCCUGUCAAAUGACUGGAAUCGUAAUAAUUUCUUCCCGACCAAGACCAACUGACCUUUAAUCUCUUUCGCCUUCUCAGGCUUCUUCCCUGAUUAUAGCCGGAGGAGUGUUGAAUGUAGAGACAAUUUGCUGUCCAAUAUAAUGUAUAUAUCCUGUGAGGUCCUGAAUUUAUUGACAGUUCUAUA
Molecule: messenger RNA, 1743 nt
Organism: Punica granatum (pomegranate)
Lineage: Eukaryota; Viridiplantae; Streptophyta; Magnoliopsida; Myrtales; Lythraceae
Source: RefSeq, a predicted model, not a curated record